UCCCUCGACUUCCGCGUAUGUACUCGCCCAGCUGCCAGCAUAAGUCUGCCCUAAGUCGCUGCUGAGCGCGACGACAAUAUUUUCAAGAGGCAGCUAGGGUUGUUCCGCAUAGCAUGGCUGUUGAGCACCACGCUCCGUAUCGCCAUAUAACAUUCUGGCCGAGGUGACGAAAGGGAACGCCAUUCAGACACGCAAGCAUUACUAGCUGGCCCAAAAUGCCUAGUACUAUCGCAAGAUUCCCGCCACAGGUCAAUACUCAGCUCAACUAUCAUCACGGGCAUCGCAGUGGACCGACCUCUUUUCUUGCAGGAACUGGAUCCGACAAGAGGCGCACGUGGGACGUCCGCUCCGUCACUGUCCAUGACAUACGGUGUAGUGGUGAAGACUUCACGCUCGAUAAGAAUGGCUUUCAGUUGGUAGAACACGAAAGCUUUGAGAAGUUGUUCGAAGACCCGAGCGAGUUCAAGCAUCCGGUCUAUGCAGAAACUGCUGAGCUUCUCCAGCAAGUCACAGGAGCCACUCACGUAAUUCCCAUAUCACACGUGAUCAGACGGGAAACACAUGAGUUCGUGACGGAGAAAGCCAAAGAAUGUGGUGAUGACGAGCCUGUCAACGCAAGCGGACCAUCGAUGCAUGUACACGUUGAUCAGAGUUACGACGGCGCUGUCCAGCUUCUUCGUGACAACGUCGAAAACGCCGAAGCGUACGUGAAGAGCCGAUGGGCAGUAAUCAAUGUGUGGCGUCCGGUAGCACAGCCUGUCACGCGCGAGCCGUUGGCAGUCUGUGAUAGUCGUAGCGUGGCAGAGGACGAUCUGCGGCCUAUGAUGGCCAUACUUCCAAACUUCACGGGCUCAUCCAACACUGUCACCAAAGGCAACGGAUUCGAGCUCUGGGAGGUCGCUGCCAAUCCCCAGCAUCGGUGGUAUUAUGUUUCUGAAAUGACACCUAAUGAAGCCUUGUUGAUUAAGUGCUUCGACAGCAAGAAAGACGGAAGAGCACGGCGAUGUCCACAUACAGCUUUCCAAAGCGAGUUUGAUAGCGGUCCCGCAAGACGAAGUAUUGAGAUUCGCUGCUUAGUCUUUUGGGAGGAUCAAAGCACCGAGUAGCUGCAACAAGAAUUAAUGACAAGGUUCAUUGACGCCAAGACAAAGGAUUCAGGCUAAGAUUCAGACGUCAGCGAGUAUCUGCUUACUGUAUCUUGAAGAUUCAACUUCGUACAGUCUCUCGACAUCAGUCGCUCGGGCCCUUUGGUUCGGGCCUUGGCGCAUUCAACAAUGACAGCUGCUAUUCGCAAGAAGCCUAUCACGAGAAACAGACAGUCGUUGACUUGUAGCUCAUGCACACGGCGAAAAUUGA
This is a messenger RNA of Cercospora beticola, 1356 nucleotides long. RefSeq lists its product as uncharacterized. Lineage: Eukaryota; Fungi; Ascomycota; Dothideomycetes; Mycosphaerellales; Mycosphaerellaceae. The record is from RefSeq and is a predicted model, not a curated record. Gene Ontology annotation, molecular function: oxidoreductase activity.